Messenger RNA from Strongyloides ratti, 456 nucleotides. RefSeq names its product 60S ribosomal protein L23a. Gene Ontology annotation, cellular component: ribosome; cytosolic large ribosomal subunit. Gene Ontology annotation, biological process: translation; ribosomal large subunit assembly. The transcript is spliced from 2 exons. NCBI's taxonomy places the organism in Eukaryota, Metazoa, Nematoda, Chromadorea, Rhabditida, Strongyloididae. Gene Ontology annotation, molecular function: structural constituent of ribosome; rRNA binding. Bases 1 to 456 code for a protein of 151 amino acids. The record is from RefSeq and is a predicted model, not a curated record.
AUGUCUUCCAAGGUUCAAAAGAAAAACGACGCUAAGAUUGAGAAAGCUCUUGGAGCAAAAAAAGCCAUUGUCAAGGGUGCCAAUGUUACUCAUAAAAAAAAAGUCAGAACAUCAGUUCACUUUUUCAGACCAAAAACAUUAGUACUCCCAAAGGCUCCAAAAUACCCAAGAAAGGUUGUUUCAAAGGUUCCAAAAAUGGAUGGAUACUCAGUCAUCAAAUAUCCAUUGACUACUGAAUCAGCCAUGAAGAAAAUUGAAGAAAACAAUACUAUUGUAUUUGUUGUCGAUUUAAAGGCUAACAAGAACCAUAUUAAGUCUGCUGUAAAGAAGCAAUACAACAUCAAAGCUAUUAAGGUUAACACUCUUAUCACCCCAAAAAUGACUAAAAAAGCUUUCGUUAAGUUGUCAGCUGAAUACGAUGCUCUUGAUGUUGCUAACAAGGUUGGAAUUGUUUAA